GGAACAUUUUAAACGAUAGGAUUUGUGCAAUUUCUACGCUACAUUUAUUAUUUGACAAUAUCGUAAGUUAACACCCCCAUAAUAAAUAACUUCUGCAGUUAAGACUUGUUGGAAUUUAACGGAUACGGAUCGAAAUUUAAUCAUAGGCGGCUUCACGGCACAAUGGAUGAUAAUUCUGACGAAAAUGAAGUAAAAAUUUUAGAACAAAAACAUAAAAAAGAAAAAAAGGAACUUCAAGCUCAAAUUCAGGCUAUUAAAAAGGCUGCAAAAAAUGAUAAGACAAAGAAGAAGGAACUUACUUUGGAAAUCACCAGGCUGGAAACAGAGUUAGAUGAAAAACACAAAAAGGAACUUGAAUCAGUACAGAAUGCAAACCAAAAUAUUGAAUUACAGUUGGAACCAGAAGAGCUUGAAGUAAAGGAGACAUCCAAAACAAAAAUAUCAAAGGCUCAAAAACGUAGAGACAAAAAAAAAUUACUGGAAAGGGAAAGGAAUGAACAAAUAGAAUUGCAGGAACAAGAAAAUAAAAAUGGCCCUCGAAAUUUAGAAAUGCAAGCAAUACAUACCAGGUUAAAAACAAGAAAUUUGUCUAUUUUUCUUAUUCCCUCUGAUGGAGACUGUUUAUAUAAAGCAAUCGCGCAUCAAUUGGAAGUUCAACACAAUAAAAAACUUAAUGUUCAGGACUUACGAAACAAUGCAGCAUCAUACAUAAUGGAAAAUAAAGAUGAUUUCCUACCAUUUCUCAGUAAUCCAGAGACAUUUGAAAUGUUAACAGAUGCAGAAUUUGAAGAAUACUGCGAGAAAAUUAGAAAUACAAAUGUAUGGGGAGGGCAGGUAGAGAUUCGAGCUUUGUCAAACUACUUGAAAUGUCCUAUAAGUAUAAUUCAAGCAACAGGGCCAGAAACUAUUGAGCAGGGGACUGAGUUUACUGGCCCUCCCUUAUUCAUAACUUACCACCGUCAUAUGUACAGCUUGGGUGAACAUUACAAUUCUACUCAGACUUUAACAACAACUGAAGAAGUUUAGGCAUAAUGUUUUGUAAAAUAUGAGAACUGCCAACUAGAGCUAAAUCACCCUCAAAUCUUUUUAGAAAUAUUAUUUAAAAAUUUUAAAUGGAUUUAAUUCCAUGUAAUUUUAGUCAUUUUGCUAAUAUUAUAUUUAAAAUAAAUAAUUUUCAGACUACAAUGUUUCUUUUCUCCUAAUAAAAUGUUAGCGGGGUUUAGAAAAAAAGGAGUUUCUAGUACAUAAGUAAUUUGUAUUUUCAAAAAAAAGCAUUUUCUCAACAAUCAAUCUAUAAAGAAUUUGUUAAGUCACAAGGACUGUUUAUAUUAUUUUUACAUCAACA
This is a messenger RNA of Aricia agestis (brown argus), 1345 nucleotides long. RefSeq names its product deubiquitinase OTUD6B. NCBI's taxonomy places the organism in Eukaryota, Metazoa, Arthropoda, Insecta, Lepidoptera, Lycaenidae. The record is from RefSeq and is a predicted model, not a curated record. The coding region runs from base 163 to 1026 and encodes 287 amino acids. Gene Ontology annotation, biological process: protein deubiquitination. Gene Ontology annotation, molecular function: cysteine-type deubiquitinase activity. The transcript has 2 exons.